Molecule: messenger RNA, 30703 nt
Organism: Toxorhynchites rutilus septentrionalis
Lineage: Eukaryota; Metazoa; Arthropoda; Insecta; Diptera; Culicidae
Gene: Eip93F
Product: mushroom body large-type Kenyon cell-specific protein 1
Exons: 8
Coding region: 2383-6969 (1528 amino acids)
Biological process (GO): regulation of transcription by RNA polymerase II
Cellular component (GO): nucleus
Molecular function (GO): DNA binding
Source: RefSeq, a predicted model, not a curated record
ACAAGGCAUGCUGCUUUGUGGUCGCCGGUUGUUACGCACAAGUUCUGCUGCAGUCACGAACCCAACCAGUGAUUUAGGACCGGAAGACAAAUUUAGUGAAUGAUUAGAGGAAAUAGUUGCCUCGAGGUGCAGGGUGCAGUGGACGCGGUAUCGGACCCCAACCUAGGCCAACGCGCGGAUCGGUCGUGUAUGUGUGGAAAAGGGGGUGAAACCUUACAAAAAUUUUUCGUCGAAUACUGCCGCCAGCAGUAGUGGCCUACUACUAGAGGAGACCUAGGCUAAGGCAGGCUGCUAUUUCACUUUUUUUUUCGUUCAUUCGUUCCGUUUCGUUCGCUUGCUUUGUUGUUGUUGUUGUUGCAGUUGUACUUGCAAACUGCAAUUGCAUUCGGCCGCGCGUAUAGUUCGGGGUUGUGCGGAGCUGCAGCAGCCAACACUAAAACAGUUGUGGUGAAGUUUUCGAAACGCCGAGAAGUGAAAAACAGAGUGUGGUGCGCGCGAGUUUCGUUCCCUCAAUGUGCCUUUUCUCGGAGUAGUUUAUGUUUUCUUUAGGAUCUUGACGACGCUGUGCAGCUCCUUGUGGAAUCCUUGUGACGGUUGUGCGAAUCCGUGGUGUAAAACCGUGCCGUGACACGCGCGUUCGAUCGUUGCCGUCGUCGUGGUCAGUGUGCCAAGUGGUGUGUAUUCCUCCACUCCACCCGUUGUCUCUCCCCACCCUGUCCGGACCAACACAACCAUACGUUCGCAACUACGGAAUGGUUCCAUGGAGAUAUGUGCUAGUGUUUGUGUAUGUGUGCGUACGCGUUAAACAGUAGACGACUAGAUAAACAGUAUGACGAUCCCGGCCAAGUGCGUGCAUGGUGAAUUCAAAUCGUUCAACAACAACAACAACACGGAAGUGGUCUAUAGCAACUGCUCAAUUUAACCUAAACCUCAUUGCAACACAACGAUGUGAUCUUGAUGCAUUCCAGCUCUCAGUGUUAACUAGUUUCUGAAGAUUAAUUUAUCUCCCAAAAUAAAAUCCCCUGCAGCUUCAAAUUGUCACCGUUUGGAAAAAAACAAGAUUGAAUGCAUGCAGCCUCAUGUGAGCAAUAUUGUGAUAGAAAAAGUUCCCACUCCGGGAUGCAUUUUCGCCGUUGGAAAUGAUAUGCAAUGCAUGACGACGAGACAAAAGUACGAAAACUAUCAUCUCACAUCUCACCUUCGUGGGUAUGCGUGCGAGUGUUUGUGUGUUGUUUGGGCAAGACAAACCCCCUAUUUUUCCCGAUGACAUCCCGGCUUCCGGCGUGCAAAAUUUUAACGAACCUUUUACUUAUUUCUACAUAAUGACCCCACCAACAUCAAAUUUAUUCCAGUUCCGGUAUUAUUCCCGCGCUCGAAGCGGAAUAAUUUAUUUAGUGAGGGGAAAAAAUUGGUUCCGCGAUAGAUGAGAAAUCUAAUAAAGUUGAAAGCUUUUCAUGGUGCAGUUUUCAGAUGGCACCAUCACCGCCAAUAACACACACCACACACCUCCCGAAAGGGGUUGCCGUGACCCGUGUGGAGCUAAGGUGCAUUAUUUUUCAUUAUUUAUAUAGGAUAAUAUUUUUACUACUCGGUGGGGGGGGGGUUUCGUAUCCCUUUCCAUCGCUAGUAGCGUCAUCUUCUUUAGGUUUUGUUUUUCUGCGGAACUGACUUUUCCGCAGAAAAUGAAGGUUUCUUAUUGGAAUAUUUUUGAUGGUAUCCUUUUUGGUUGGUGGGAUCUAGUUUACUUUGUCUCAUUCUCUUAAGAAUGCAUUAAUAUAAUGAGGAGCGUGAUUAAAGCGAAAAUCCUGAAUGAACCGGAACGAUGACUGCACAUAAUUCUCGUGUCUAAACUAUAUACAAGGAAGCUUCUUGGUUUCCCUCGAAAUCCAUAACUUCACUACCCACAUUUUCGGGAUUCGCUCCCAUCUGGUCUUCACGACAAUCCACCCACAAACACACACAUAUAUGCUCUCCACAUACAAAUAGAAAUGCGCCCUUGUUCCCCAUCUCCGGCAGUGCACGGCAUGAUUCCGACGGUUCUAUCGGCAGAGACAGUGUCUGAGACGCGCGUCACGCCAACCAGACGACGCCAGACUUUCCCCCCGCAGUGGUGAAACUUUUGCCAAAUGCGCCGCCGGAAACGCUCGCGAAUCCCAACUUGUUGCAUCCCCAAUGACGACAACAACAACAACAGUAAAAAUAAUAAUAAUAAUAAUAACAUCAACCCCAAAAACAAGGCAACAGUUUGUGCCGACAGUUCCGCCAAAGUCGUAGACUAGAAACGAUCGGUUAGCAGAAGUGAGUUUAGUGCGCGACGACCCCUCCCCCCACGGUCUGGAGUGGUAACAACACAGCUGUGGAAGUGUUUCCGAGGGGGCCAAAAUGGCGGACUGUUCGUACGCGAGGUGCGUCCAGGAACGGCGCUACAUCCGGCGUGAGCUAGCCAAAUGGACCAAAACCAUGGUGCACAUCGUAGGACUGGAGCGCGUUGCUGAAGAAUUGAUGGGACGCAGGAAAUGGAAACAUUAUCAGGACGUCCUAACACGCCAACAGUUGAACCUACUGGACACGAGCACAAACGCGGCCGUAGACGACGACGACCUGCUGAACAGUGCAGCAGCGGCCGUGGCCAGCAGUGUAGCCAGCAACGCGGUCCCACUAACCCCCGCACUAGUGGCGGCUGUCGGCGGAAACCUUCUCGAUCAGAAGGCCACCGCCGCCGCGACCAUAGUACGCAACGGACACUACCAACAAGACGGCGAACUAGAAUCCAAACUAGCAACAUCCAACAAUCAACAAGUAGCAGUUUCAGCAGCAGCAGCAACAGCAGACAAACAACAGCCAGACCAUCACCCAGAAGCUGCUGCUGCGACCAAGCAGAAACAUUUCAAUGAGAACGAUACGAGACCGACGACGGCAUCUCCCCCUCCUCCUCCUCAGCCGUCGACGGCGAACCCCACUGCCACAGUGGGGACGGCAGUAACACUUCUCAACAACAGCAACAGUCACCACCACCAACACCUCCAUCACCACCACCAUUCCCAUCACCUUCAUCAGCAGCAGCAGCUUGUGAGCACGAAAAAAGAAACCCCGGACAACACUGGCCCGGAGCUGGAGCUGGAGCAGGAGGUGGGAGAGGACGCUGCCGCCACCCGGGAGGAGGAUCUUCUCCUCGGGGCGACGAGCGAUAAGACAGCAAAUUCCGUUUCCUCUCCGGCGCUGUCGUCAUCAUCGACAGCGACGACGACGACAACGACGCUGCUGCUGUCGCCAUCCGCCGAGCUCGACGAGCGAAAGGACGAGAGGAUCGCAGUCGGCAGGAUAGCAAUCAAGCAGGAACCAACAGAAAAUCAAAACAAUUCACCAGCAACACCGGAGCAGAGUAAACUAAUAAGGCAGGAAAAUUGCAACAAUCUGCUAAAUAGUAAAAUCAUCAUCAACAACAACAACAGUAGUAGUGCAAACAACAACAACAAUAACAACAAUAAUAAUAUUUCGAGUGGCAGCGCCCCGGAUGGGGAGGAUGACUCCAAGAGCCAUCAACAUCAGGGACAGCCUCCGACGCCGGUAGACUGGAAGCCGCAGGACAAGUGCUACUUUUGCGUCGAUGGUAAGCUGUUGACGGUGAACGAAGCGGGCGAACUGGUGCCCGAAUCCGGUGGGCCCAACCUCGUGCCAAGGGCCGAGGUGGACCUCAGGCAACGGGUUCUCAACGACAGCGAUAGCGAUUCGAGCGACAGCAGUGAGCCGGACUACCGGGCCGUCGUUGGACGGCCGGCCUCUGCCUCGACGAAAUCGCUGGCCGCCCUGUUGCGUGGGACCGGCUCAGUACCCCAGACAAUGACAUCGUUGCAAUCGAUGGCAGCCCAGUUUGCAGCCGUCGCAUCGCUCCAAGGAAUUCAACCUAGCCUGGCGCAGUUGUACAAUCCACUCUGGUACUCCCAGCUGCAGCAGCAAAUUACCCCCUCGGGGAGCACGGAGCCCACGGCGGCGGCCGGUACGAGUCCAACGGAGAAGGGCGAGGAAGUGGUGCUAGGGCCGGGCGGUGAGCAACCGCUCGAUCUUAGCGCCAAACCAGGUACCUCUGGACUCAGCCCCGGACUUAUGUUCAACAUGAUGGAUCCGAAGAACAUCUACAAGGCGAAGCCACGUCUCUCCCCGAUCAGCGGAAGGCGCACUUACACCGAAGACGAACUUCAGAGUGCCCUGCAGGAUAUUCUGAAAGGAAAGCUAGGCACGCGGCGAGCUGCGGUCCAGUAUGGGAUACCGAGGUCCACCCUGCGCAACAAGGUGUACAAGCUGGCCAUGGAGCACAAGCGGGAACUGAUGCACAACAUGUCCCUGGCGGCACUGGUUGACGAUGACGACGAUAAGGAUUCGAUCGAAGACGAUGGGAAAGAAGACAGCUACCAGAUGAAACUGAACCAGCAGGCUAUUGCCGAGGCAUACCUGCGAAUGUAUAGUGGCACCAGUAGCACCCCUAAGCACGAGUCAACAUCGGCCGCAUCCACUCCACCUCAACAACAGCCGACGCCGGAGCCUCCACUGUUGAAGCCCAUACAGUCGCAAACACAAACGCCUCAAAUGACAGCCCCACCACAAUCAUCUCCACUGGCAGCAGCGGCGAGUAGUUUAAUCGAUCCGAACCUGUUGCUCCAAUUGCAGAGUCUGCUUCUCGCCGGGGGGAUUCCGGGUUUGACCAGCAGUGCUGCGCAGACCAAAAGCCCCGAAGAAGCUGCAAACGCUCAAGCGGCUCUGGCUGCUUUGCCUGACUUGCUGAAAAAGGUCAUACAGCAGCAGGAAUUGAUUGCCGAGCAGAUCAAGAAAGCUACCGGCAGCGAGCCAAGGCCCAGUACCAGUACUCCGAACCUCAACAACGGCCAACCCUUCGAUCCGCGCCUUUUACCAUAUCUACAAGCGCAGCAGCAGCAGAACAAGCCACGAACGGCAUCCGGUACCCCGGAGACAACCUCCUCGAUGGACCUGAACGACGGCGGAAGUGACGACUCCCAGGUUAUUCUGAAAAUUCCGUCCUACAAGCCAGUCCCUGGCAGUGCCCCGAUACCACCGACGGCCGCAGCUCUGCUGGCGGCUAGUAAAAACGGUGAUCAUCACAAUCUUUCAACUCCCUCACCGCCUACGGGUGCCCCAAGCGUUCGUGAUCUCAGCAGUCUAGGCCUGGGCGGUCCCGGCCCAAGUGCCAACGUUAGUAGCUCCCGGCCAGUACAUACAGCUAGUCCCCAGCAGCAGCAGCAGGCACCCGUACAGCCGCCAAAUCACCUGUCCGUCAUUUCGUCUCCGAUCGGCAUUCGGCCACGAAGCAACUCCCAAUCACCGCCGAAUAUACUCGGGGGCAAGUCAGUGCUAUCCAUCAACGAUGUGAUCGCGCGCAGUAUCAGCAAAAACUUCCAACAGCAUCACCAGUCCGAUCUGCUCAAGCAGCAGAUGGAGUCGAUGGAGCACUACAACAAACGGCCGACCAUCUCGGUCAUCAAGAACCUGGGCGGAACGGACAUAUCUCGCUUCGGCAGCAAUCCAAACAUCACGCAGUUAACUGCUGCCCAGCUAGCUAACACUGGCACCGGAGGGAAAGGCACGAGACCAAAGCGUGGCAAAUACAGGAACUACGAUCGUGACAGUUUAGUGGAAGCGGUGAAGGCAGUUCAGCGGGGUGAGAUGUCGGUUCAUCGAGCCGGAAGCUAUUACGGCGUACCACAUUCCACCCUCGAGUACAAAGUCAAGGAACGGCAUCUUAUGAGGCCUCGGAAGCGAGAGCCAAAACCCCAGCCCGGAUUGGACGGACUGAAGUCAGAUCUCGGCGGGGGAAGCUCGGUGAUGAGGAACAUGGACAAGAGUAAAAACGUUGGCUUGGGACCGGGAUCCAAGGCACAGCAGCUGAAGAAUCAGUAUCCGGGAACAUCGCCAAACGGUGGUCUCAAAAUGCCAAUGUUUGAUCCUACGAUGGCUUCGCAGCUGCCGUAUACAUCACCAUUCCUAUGGCCACAUCCAGCGGCAAGCUUUUCCGGGUUACCGAUGGAUUUCGCCCGACAAUCAGUCGCGGGGGCUGGAGCAGGCUCGAGUACGGGCUCACCAGGGGAUGCCAUUUUCGCUUCACCAAUGAUGCAAAGGUUUCAGGAUCAGCAGCAGGGGGGCAAGGUGUCUGCGAUGGGUAGUGGCAGUGGCAGUGGCAGCAGUAGUGGAGGCUUGGGUGCACCGAAAUCAGCUCGCGAGCUGGCCGAAAGUAUAUACGACGGAACGAGUACGAACGGUUCGCUGCUGGAUGACAUCAUCCGGCAUAGUCUGGACAAGAAACCGGGCGAUAUGCCACACGGAGCGCUAUUCGAUCAGCUGAUGAAAACCAACAACCUUCGGACGUCGUCCGGUGGCCUGGACGAUCCGUCUGCAGCCCUUCUUGCCAAGGUUGGCACCAAGCGAAGUGCAACCAGUCCGCUCAACUUCCUGCAGGAGAAUAUCAAACGGGAACGGGCCAGCCCUAGUGCGUCAUCCACUUCGUCGACCGGCAGUAGUAAACCCCCUUCCCUGCCAGUAGGACUCGGGUCCAUCAGCUUUAACGAUCAUCACCACCAACAGCAGCAACACCAGCAUCAUCAACAGCAGCAGCAGCAGCAGCAGCAAAAGCAACAGCUCCAUCUCCAUCAACAGCAGCAGCAGCAGCAGCGACAUCUAAAUACCUCCACCGAAAACAUGAUGCUCGAGAGCCAUCGAGCAGAGCUGCUGGCGAAAGGAAACCUAGCUGUCGAGAACCUGAUCAAGCUACGUGAGGACCUCACAUCGAUGUCCGUGGCGCAUCAUCAGAAAAGGACACCGAUGGAAGAUCAACACAACGGCGCAGGUCCCUCCGAGGGUCAACUCGGUAAGGACGACCCACUAAGUGACCAGCAGCAGCAGCAGCACCAGCUUCUAUCGCACCGGCUCGUAUCGAAACUGCCGAUCGAUGACAGCUCAUAGAAGUGACUGCCACUGGAAGCGCUGCUGCUGUGGCGUUCACAUACGUUUCUAGGCUAGGAACCUCCCUCCUCUCUCCCAUACACACACACACAAUCGCGGUAGUAGAGGAGAAGGAGGCGGAUAGAGAGAUGAAUUGUAGUUCAAAUAUUAUUAUUGUAGCUAAAAAAAACUUGAUAAUACGCAUGGGCAAGUGUUAACGAUUUUUAUCCACUACUCUUUUAAAGCAAGCAAACGGAGAAUCAAAAUAUAUACAGAUGAUGGUUUAGAAGAAUGAAAAUCGCGAAAAAAAAACUUAAACAAACAAAAACAUAUUGAUGCAAACGGAAGAGAGAAUGACGUUUUUACGGUAAUGAUAAUGAAAACGGAAGUUUUUUGACAAUCGACAUAUAGGCUCUUGUAAAACACCCAGAACAACAAAAAACCCACCCCCGCUCCACCCUUCCCCUUUUCCAACACGAACAAACAUACCGCGCCCGAAACUCUGAAGCUACGGAGAAAAAUCUAAACUGGAAAAUCGCAAAUAUUUUGGACUGCCCGACAUCCCGUUGUUCCCCGCGGCGGACUUCGACACUUGAAAAAACAAGUGGAGAGAGAAGAAAGAAAAAAGAAGUCAAUCAGAAAAGUCUGAUCUUUAUAAUAUACCGAGUGAUGAUGAUUUUCGAGAACACAGAAGAAACGCAACUCGCGCUGAGCCGGAGAAUUUUGUAUGGUUUUACACACACAAACAGAAAAAAGAAAGAGAGAGAGUGCGAGUCAAAACAUCAAGUUCUUCCCCAAACAUCAGCGAGUUUAAGGGUUCGGAUAAAAAUGCGUGGAUGAUCAAGUCCUGCCGCAUUGCAAUGGUUCUGUUUUUCCUCUGGAAAGUGUUCCCAAAUUAGUGGAAUUCUCGCGUAACUUUUGAAAAGGUCCUAUGUAACAUUCACAUCAACUCGAGAAAAACGACGUUAAAGACCGGAACAUUGUUUCGUUAAUUGUUUCAAAAGGAAUCGAUCUUUAUUACUACUUUUACCACUAUCAGCCAAUAAUAACUCUGGAAAACCAAUCGAAACUGUUGUAAUGUGAUUUUAGUUUGAAAUUGAAGCCUCCGAGCGAAAAAAGUUACAUUGGACGUUUUGACUGACAGCUUUGUACAUUGGACAAAUUACGUUGCACGAUGAAAAUUUGAAAAUAACUACUGAACAACGAUCCAAACACUUGCACUUUGUGCUGAAAGCAGAUCUUUAUUGUUAUCAUUCGAAGAACUAAAAACACUAAAAACGGUACCUACAUUCGAAAAUAACAAAAACUCAAAAUGUCCGAAGUGCGACUUCGUGUUGUUUUGAUUGCUUUGUUACUUCGGACGUAUCGAACGUUAGAGGAAAGUGGCGUCCGAAGUAACAGUUGAGUGCUUAAAAUUAGAAUCUGUACAUUGGACAUAUUUUGUAUCGGUGAUAAAAAGGUGAAGAGGAUAGAUACUUGAGCGGUUGUUUUCACAAUGCGUUCGAUGAUUGAGGACUAAUGGUGUGCAUCCAUUAACUCGAUUUGUUUACAUUUGUUACUUAGGACCUUUUCAAAAGAUACGCGAGAAUUGAUGACAAUUUUAUGCUUUUGAAUAAUCUCAAUGCGUGCCAAACUGUGGCUAAUUUUAAUUUUUUUUUUUUAAUGCAGUGAUGCUUUCAAAACCUUUCGACGGUGUUGUAAGUGAAGUACCGUAACUCCACCAUAUUCUGUGCAGACAAGAAUUUUCAUAGUUUAAACCAUUCUGUAACCAAAAUAUGUGCACCAUAUCACAAAAUGUGCAAUCUUGAAAUUACAUCAUUAGCAGUGAAAAUCAGGGAAAAACUAUUUCCCUGGAUUUAUGGAAUCUUAUGGGCCAAGACCCUAGUUCAAGCAAAUCCCGACUAACGUAGUCGCAAAAACACUUCAGAAUCAGACGGCUCCAAAUUGGUCCGACCUAAGCGUAUAUUCCUAUUGCUUCUCGGCCUCUGGCCCAUACGGCGCUCUCGCCUUGGGUCAGAUAAAAAAAUAUUUUUUUCUUAUCAUUUUUUCCUAUGGGCUGUCCUCAGCAUAUUUAUGGCCCUCAUCCUUCGCCUAGCACACUAUCGCUUAGCGUUCUAUUUUAUUUGCCUAACACUCGCUUGGGUCUUAUUAAAAUAUGUUUCCUACGAAAAAGAUUCAAGCGGGAAACGUCUGACUAACCGCCAUCGAAAUUUUUACGUUGCCUAAUAAAUAAUAUAUAUCUUUGGGAUUUCCUCCUUUACUUUCCAUUGAUUUCAUAUGCGCUCUCUGCGCUACAAAUUUGAUUAUCCGCUUAUCUGGUUAUACAAAGGAAAAAAAAGGAAAAGAAAGACGCGUGGUUAGAGCUGGAUGCUGACAUUGAGUAUUUCAAAUGCGCGUUGCACCACAAAUUUGCCAUUUGAUUAUUUCAUUUAUAAUUGUUUCUUGCGCCUGAUCGUGCUUAAAGCUUUAGAAAACUUUUAAAAAAUAAUUUUUGAAAACAUAUGAUGUGAGUCUGAUUCUACACACUUAAAUUGUAUUAUUCCGCGCUCCCAUAGAAUGUAAAUUUGGCUGUCAAGGUCAUUUUUUCAUAUUUAUUGUCAAAUAACAUAACCAAUAUUGGUAUGAAUUGGUAUGAACAAAGAAAUAGAAAAGGAAGCGGGAACGGAAACAGAAACGAACAACGAAACAGGAACCGUUUCCGUUUCUGUUGUCGCUUCCUUUUCCUUUUCAUUGUUUAUUUUCGUUUCCGUUUCCACUUCUGUUUCCGCUUCCGUUUCUUUGUUCGUUUUCGUUUCCGCUUGCCCUUCCGUUUCCGGUUCUGAUUCCGUUUGUGCUCUUUUACUUCCGCCUUAACACGACUUUCGUCUCUAUGAUUGUACAGUCAAAUGAAUUUUGAAAUAGAAAUGUCGUUUGUCAUAUGACAUUUUUGACAAGAAUAUCGAAUGAGCUCAUAUUCAAAAACGUAAGUGACAAAAUAUGUCGAAUGUUGCAGACAUUGUGUCAACGAUCGUGUCUUUAUACAAGUCUGCCCAUAGUAUGCUUCGGAAUCGUCCUGAUUUGAUGUUGCUUCACGAUUUAUCUGUUACUGUCAAGUCGCAUCCAGAAAAUUUUAAUUGAGCUGUUUUGAGGAAUUCUUCCAAACCAACCAAAGUCCAGUCACCAAUUCUUUUAAUGGUUCGCAGAAAAUAUGCCACGGAUCUUCAAAUGUUUCGUAUCAAUCGGAGAUCCGGCUAAGAAUGCCGCGGUUAUCCACUGGACGAUGCUUUGUUCCGCAAAACUGAGUGCUUUCCAGAGCGUUUCACGUUACCCUUCAAUUUCAGUUGUGCACGGAGUUGUGCAGUACUUUCCGGAAUUCCUUGAAAUUUUGCUGCUCAGCGUUUUGAAAUAUCUUUUCUUGUCAUCUCCAUGGCCUGAACAAGCUGUUGACGGGAAUAACGCAAAUUUUUCUUUCCCGGAGUCAUCCUUGUUUCAUCCUGCGCAGAGUAAGGAACAUAAACAAAAUGCUUAUGUUGCCUAAUUCUGCGCAUUAUAAAUUCUGUUUUGCUGAGAGCUUUCUCAUUUUAAACACUCCAAAUAAGUCACAGUCAGAUACAAAACACUAAAAACUUACUGAUCGCGGAUAAAUUUCGGAUCUACAACACUUUUUUCGUUAAAUUGGUGACAAGAAUGAAUUCGUUGCGUCUUACCGGCGAUGCUAGCAGAAUCAAAAAUAUGACAUUGCCAGAUUUUUUAAAAAUAUUUUUUUUCUGCACAACUUAAUUUUUUUCAGUGAAUCAUCGGGUGGUAACAAAGACAAAAGAACAAUCUAACUUUCCAACAGUAUAAAUAUGCACAACCAAGCGGUGUAUUUAGUCUAAGAAGCACGAAAGUGUACAGAGCUAGGUGGAGUUACGGUACAUAUAAACCGUUAAACUGACUGCCGAUGGGAGGCCAAAUUGUUAUGCGUUUGUCAUAUCAGCAGUCAUAUAAAAUUGUGCUUUUUUCGGGUACGGACAAUCGAUUGAUGGGAUUAAUUGGAGCCCCUUUUCCGUACCUUUUCACGGUGGGUUAAAUUUCUUCGCAGCUGAAGUCGCUCGAAUUUGUUGCAAUGGUUUCUGAACGGUGAGUAAUUAUCGCACUUCGAACACACCGCGGAUUCGUAUUACCGCCGAACCGCGCUGCCAAACCGCUCGCCGCAACUCAAUUUAAAACAAUCCUCAGUUACCAACGCCAUCACCGUUCUGUCGUAAUGACUGCGAAUUAAGGUGGGCGAGUUCACGAGCAGGAAAAAAACGCUGGAAGACCUGGUCUGAGGGUGCUAACCAACGAACGCUGCAUGGAAGCGCAAAAAAAAAACGAAUCGAUCAAACACGCAAUUAUCCAAACCCUCGAUACUCGCAUACAACACACAGAUUGAUGUGAAGGGAAAAAAUAAUAAUUUCCACCCUCAUAAUUUCAUUAACUUCACCUGGCCUCGGAUUUUCCCUCCUUCGCAACCAUUUUCCCGUACCAUUACAAACUUUACUCCACAACAAUCUCGCAAGAAGAAAACAAAUCACAUUUGACAAAUGGAAACUUUUUUGAGUAAAUGUAUAUUUAACGGCAACUAAAUUGAAGAGAAGGAGAACUUGUUUGGACGUCAAAACAAAGAAAAAAGAAGAAUACAUUCUGCACAUUUUGUAAACAAAAAUUCAUGUCGUGGCUAAAAAAAAAGAAAUCGAAAUUAAGAGGAAAAAAAAUAUUCAGAUUUAAGCAAAAAAGUGUAUCAAUUUAUGAAAGUCAUAUUUGGUGUUCGAAAUUCUAUCCAGAAUAAUAAAAAAAAACAAAAUACAAGAUCUAUCGAUAUAUCGCGAAGAAAACCAAUAUAAAAAAAAUCGUAAGUAUAUUUAUGUUUAUCUUUGAGAGAUGAUCUAGAAAAAAAAGCGAAAACAAAAUUUAUAAAGCAUUUUAAAGCACAGAAAACGUAAAAUUAAAAUACUCUAUGUUUCGACGUUUUUAUCUUUAACGAAAAUCAAACAAAAAUAAAUCCACCAAAAAGUAUUUGUGUACUACGUGAAAAAUAUCAAAAUUAAGGGAAAAACAAAAUAUCAACCAAAAUAAACUCGGUGUUUUAACUAAGGUUACAGGAAUAAAGAAGGUAAAAAGUAAAUCACACAGAACAAGAAGCUGAAGCGUGCGUGAAGAAUAUAAAAAAAAACAGAAGUUAAAUGUUUCGCAUCUCAUUAUCAUUAAUCCUCACAAUUUAUAUUAUAACUAUCAGCGGAAAUCGCAGAGCGGAACGAGUAAACCACACCAACAACAACAACAACAACAAAAAAACGCCCUUCCGCCUCCCGUCUACGCAUUAAGAUGCAACUCCCCGGUAAAAAAUGGUUUUCGCAAGAGCGCAUCGCUCGAAAACAGAACAAAACCAAACAUGGAAAAUCUAGUAAUUUAAAACAGAAAACACAACCGAAAUCAGCUGAAGAAGAAAAUAUAUUAUAUAUGUGUGUGUCUUCACGUCGCGUAUACCUCAAAAGAAGCAGAAAAAUGAUAACAAAAAAAAACAAAAACACGGAAAUAAUAUUAUCGACCACUUCCCCCUCAACCCUACCCAAAACAACCACUCGUAACUUGAUCAUCAUCCUGCGCACAGCUAGAGGCGAAUACUUUUCAUUUUGACCCACCACCCUCCUCUCCCCCUUCUCCACCUCCACGACAUUCUCGAAACAUAGAUAUCGUUCUGUUGAAAGAAACUUUUUCGCAACUUUCGGGGAGAUGAAAAAAUUAACGAUUGAAGAACCAUUUUAAUUAAAAUUCAUGUCACUUCAAGCAAAAACAAAAAAAAAUAGUAGAGAUCAAAAGACAGAAGAUAAGCGAAAAACAAAGAACCGAUGGAGAAAAAAUUUAUAUGAAAGUAAAAUUAUACAUAAUAUAUUAUAAUUAAUUAUUGAAAAGUAUAUUUAUACACUGUCUGUGAUUGAUAAUCCAAAAUUUUGAUGUAUAUUUUCUCUAAAAUGACAACAACAAAAAGAACAUCAAACAAAACAAAACAAAAAAAAAGAGGGAAGGAGCGAGAGAGCAAAAUGUUUCUCAAUUUGCUGAACGUUUAGAGGAAGAGAUGAUUUUAGAGUGUAGAAAAUCUUCAAGAGAAAUCAAGAGCGAGAGAGAGAGAGAUAGAAAAAACUACUUUUGGUCGAGAAAAAUAACACUUUCGGUUCACAGCAAUAGUGCAAUCCAGUGCAAGAAGGUAUAUUUUUUUCUGUUUCGAAGCGCGCGAGAUCACGCUUUAACCACACACACACUCAAUAUUAUGCAAACCUACAAAUGGUGUUGGACUACACCAUUUUUUCAUUUCGAUUUUGAAGCCAUUUUUACGUUUCCGUUUCUGCAAUUUUCGAUUCGCUGCUCUCAACGCGACGCGACGAGGACGACGAGAGCUGUUCCCGGAAGUAACUUUUUUGUCUCACAAAGCAAAACACCGGAAAGCGGGACACCGAUUUGUUUUUGUUAGGAAAAAAAGUAAUUUAAUAUUAAAAAAUAAUAAAAAAGUGCAAUUAGAACGAUAUAAACCGUAACAUAUUCGUUAUUUAUAUUAAAAGAAAACGAGAAAACACAUGAAGAAAGGUAAAAAUAAAUUAAAAUAUAUAGGGAAAAUUAUUUAAUUCUAUAUUUACAAAAAAAAGAACAACAAAAGGAAAACUUAAGUGAGGUAAGAGCAAGUCUUAUUACAAAAUGAAAUUGUAAGAAAACGAGAAAAUUAUUAGAGCAGUUUUUGUAUAAGUAACAAAAUCAAAAGAAGAAACUUACAAAACGUGGCAGUUAAGAAGAGACGCAUUGAGAUAACACGCGCAAAAUCGUAUUUUCGGUAAAAAGGUAAUGAAAGGUGAAAUUCCAGCAUCUUCUGUGAAGGCGAUCAAACGCCAACCCUAACAACAAGAAGAUAAUUUGGGUAUGUGUUUCUAACGUAACAUAACAAAAAAAACAGGAGAACCUUAUUGGAGAGACAUAAGAUUGAUUACAACCUUAAACUAAAAUACCAGCAAAGUUCGGUUCUUGAGAGAAGAGAUGACCCUAUCAGAGAACAACGCACUUUAACGUUUUCCCCGCCCAAACAAUCGAGAUCCAAAUGAAACGUGAAUAAUUCACUCCCCUUUUUUCUUAUUUACGCAUUAUUAGAAAUGAGAAUCAAAAUCAAUACAGUUCGGAAGUGAACCGAAAUCCUACCAUAGCUAGUGCAAUCUUUUUUUAAAUCAAAUAUUUCUUUAGCCACUGUAUCCUAAUAUUUGUAGUGAGGAUAGAGAAACCAACGGUCGAAUAGGAAAUGAAUCAUUGUCUCUACAUUUUUUGGUACUAUUUUCCUAUUGCAACAUAUCAAAAGCGAUCAUCCUAAUAACAACUUUUGAGUUAGAUUUCACGAGGAGAAGGAAAAAUAAAACAUACCGACAGGAAGGACACAAUGGAAGAACCAAUACCAUCGAUGUACGAGAACAACAAUAACAGCAACAUCUCUUGUUGAAAAGGUUUCUUUUUUGUUGAACAACAAAAUACUGCUUCUACAGUUUUUCUUUUGUAAUGAACCAAGAAAUUUGGAUUGCAAUCUUAUUUUCGGCCAACAGGAUACAUUUCGGAUUAAUGCAAAAACGAAAUCAGAACAUCAGAACACAUACAUAUAUCAAUAUACGCAGAGUUGACACCAACAUCAGUGACACUGCGUGAGAACGAAUUGGACACACACACUCACUCAAGCAAAAUGACGUACGAAGUCGUACGAAACAAACUUCAACCCCCCCUUAAACAAAUCUAAGCCGACAGUCGAUUGUUACUAUAAUACGCUCUCCGGUGUGCUAUAGUAAUUAAACAAUAGCUAUCAAAACCAAACAUAUGCAAACAAUAGUAAACAAAACAAUAGCAACGGAUAUCUCACAAUUACACACAAGAAAAACAAAACCAGAUUGAAAUGAUUAUUGCUGCUACCAUAACGAUUGAAACAAACUUUCACUGCAAUAGCUAAAUCGAGAUAAAAUUCUACUACUACUACAAAUAUAUAAUUGAACCGCCACAACCAACAGAAACUCACCAACACACACACACACAAAGUUUUUGUCAAAACUACAAUAGCCUGGUUAGAGAUGGAUGAGUCGCACGUCUGAUUCACCUGUUUUGAACUGCACUACCCACACAUACAUUCACACUUUUAUCAAACAAAUACACACACACACACACAAAUGUUUUAACUCUAUCUGUUACAUUUUUCUAAAGCAGUAAUAAUUAUUACCAUAAGAAGCUGAAAACAAAAGCGAAAUGUAAAACCUCGUUUUCCCCCCAAGUUCCUUUACAAUUCCCCCGAACAAAUAAGAAAAUGAAAACACAUUUACACAAACACACUCCUACAAUAGAAUAAUCACGCUGCUGAGCAACAUAAUCGAGUGAUCCCCCAUUACGGGUGGCAUCAAACCGUUCCCGGGGGACCCCUCGAUUAACAAUAGCUAUUAAAAAAAACAAAAUGUGGAAAAUUUAACAAUAAGGACUUCAAUUUAAUUAACAAAAAAAAAAACAAACACACAAACGAUACAGUAAAACGGUAAAAUACAAAUUUCGUACUACAGUAAUUCCAGUUCUUUUAACAAUAGACAACAAAGCAUGCAGUCAAGCAAAGAAAACUAACAGAAAACAAAAAUAAAACAAAGAUAUGUUGCUGCAAGAGAAAGAGAACCAAGUAUAUGAAAAAGUAAGCAAAAGAAAGAAAGAUUUAUCGCAUGGAAUGAUUCUCGAAUUCGGGGCCCAACGCUUGGAUGAAAGGCACACGAUUGGUCUUCAUUCCGUUUCAGAAAACUUUUCUAUGCAUAUACUCACCAACAGACAAACACGUGCACACACAUCCUCACAUAUGCACACAUACAACCGAGAAACAGAAACAGAAACAAACAAAAUGAAAAAGAGCAAAUAUUAUUAUUAUCUAGGGUAUAAGUUAAAACAGCUCGGUUCGGGUUUUCCGUUCGUUUUUCAAUGUUUGAUUAUUGACAGGGUUAGAUUGAGCAAAUCGAACUCGAAGUAAACCACACACGAUAGAGAUAGUAAACAAAAAAGGGAAUAGUGAGACAGAGAGAGAGGGUCAAGAGUUGUAAGGAGAAUGCAUGCAUUUAACCGGUAAUUAUUCAUGUUGAACAUAUUUUUUUACAGUGAGUGGUUUUUAGGAGAAACGAGCGAGCAGGCGAGAGAGAGCUUAGAGAGUUAUUACGUUUUUGAGAACAUAACAUACAUAGUAAGGAACAAAUAGAACAACACAACAACAAGAAGAUUGUCGCGAGUCGACGAGUUUGUUUUUGUAGAAUUUUCCUCGGUGGAGUAAAAAUAAAUUUCAAUGUAUCUGUCUGCAACAACAGCAAAAGUGAAAUGAACAACAACAAUAACAACAAACAAACAAACUUACAAAUCUAAGAUGGCUGCCUGAAACAAUAAAACAAAACAUACAAGUAAAGAAAUAGGAUCAUUAUCGUUGAAGAAGCAAACAAAAUAACCAUAAACAAGACAAACAAAUGAAAUCCCGCACACACAAACACACGCAAACUGCAACGUUUGAUACAACCUUUCAUCAUAACUUUUUCGAGCAUGUUUUUUGUGUUCCUUUAGGGAAUAGCAACCGUGCAAGGUUGAUGCUAUUUAUAUUUCCGGGUAUUGUGGGGGUAUUGUCGUGAUAUCAUUGGAUCGUGACGGUGGUGCUCAAGCACUUCACCAGUCUCAACGCUAAGCACCCAAAAUUAAUUUUUAGUACAUGUUUUGGUAUCCCGAUUUAUUACAUUAAAUGAGCUUAAAAAUAACAGAAAAUGUGCUACACUCAAGUACUGGUAUAGCAUUUGUAUAAUAUAUAUGCUAUAGCAAUAUGAGAGCAAUAUGAGUGAGCGAAACAGGAGACACAUUGCAAAUAAGAACAGAUUAAAGCUUUUCGCAUACUUUGCCACAUGCACUGCCCAGACCGAAAAAGACAUAGAUUCAUGUUUAUGCUCUCCUUUUUACUCUUAGAAAACACUUCCCAAUUUCAUUUCAUAAUGAGGUGAAAUAUUAUCACGCAUUUAUGCAACAGCAUCAGUGGCUACGUGGAUAUCGUCGUAUAAAAACAGCCUUGCAUUCCAGCCGGCCUUGGCUCGAUCCCCGUUAACAUCGUUUGGGCUUUUUUCCCAAGCUGACGUUCAGUCUGAGAGAAAGAAAUGUCUACUCCCAUGUAUGCAUUUGAAAGCUUUUGAAAAAGGUGAUUUUUUUGUUCAUUUCAACCUUCAGCACACGAAAAAACGUGUUUCCUCCAAUGCUAGCUUGCACUAUUGAAGGCGCUCUUGACGUCAAUCGUUAACACUACGCAGAAUCGGUUUCCUCUACGCUUCUACUGUAGUUUUCACUUUCCGAAAUCCGAACUGCUAUUAGACAGUCCAUGAGUUCCCACCAUGCAUUCCGUCAGCCAGUUGAGGAUGAUUCUCUCCAGAAACUUCCUACCAGGUUUGGGCAACAAUUUUGUACCUUUCUUCUAUACUGAAAUUACCACUCGUCUAGACGCCUGUUCAGGAGCGGACAUAUUCACUCUAAAUUGUGUGCUCUUCUCUGGUGUCGUUGCUUGCCCGUUGGAAGCAUCUUCUGGCGCUGAGGCAGUUGGUCCGAAGCACGCCAAGUGACUCGCUUGUACCUGAGUUCCCGUUUUCUUUGCAUUGUUGUAUCACAUACUUUCGCUAGCGUUUCUGUCAGUUCGUCUGCGUUCAUAUUUAAGAGGCCGCUAUCCACGCGUAGUGCUCCGGCGAAAAGGUCCUUGUCGAGGCUUCUCGCCCUUUUUUUUAUUGCCACGGAAUUUCGUUGGCCAAUGGUAUUGUACCCUUCACAUACCCUUCAGCGCAUAUUAGUCAUUAACGACGAACUGCAGAUGUCGAUGAUGGAAUCACGACCAUCUCUGUUGAAGGUAUUAGUGGUACCCUUCUGGGAGGUGCGUAGCCACUGCAUAUGAAAAUUCCGUUGAUUUUUAUGAUCAUGAAACCCUCGUGCGACCAUGAGAUCAACUCUUGAAUGGGAUAUUGGCCCAUAACUUGAAUGACGACCAUUCUCGCUGUAUCCGUCACUCCACAAUCAUUGCGACAUCACAGUUUGUUUCUGUCGUUGGCUGCUACAACAGUUGCUGUGCGGUGUCGCAACUGUUAAGAUUAAUUUGCGGUACCUCCAUCACUGUUGGCUUGCCUUUGCCUGUUUGUACACGGGGCAGUUGAAGUCUCCCGACGUGUGGUCGUUACCGCCCUCUAUUUUGCAUAGUGUGCACCUCGGUUGCUCCUGGCAGUCGCCGUCAAAGUGCUAUUUAACAGUCCUGCACUAUCUGGCCCAAGUUCAAACACCUGAAACACUUCUCUAGUAGCUGAGAACAGGAGGAAUGAUUCUGAAACGACCCGUUUAUGCUCUCUGGCUUCAGCAACUUUGGCCACGAUGUUUUUUACCUCCAACUUCUGCCUAAUCUGUCGGAUCCUGGUGAACAGACUAAGAUUCUAUUAUUCUAUUGCUGUUUCAGAGGAUAAGGCCCUAAAAUUUGUUCCUCCACCGAGGAGGAUCUUUUCGAAAAAGGUCCUUGAAUGCUCAGCUUCCGAUUUCUGGGUUCGAACAGCGUUACGCCAUUUUGGGUGCGCCUGGACUUCAUCACACUCUCCAAUUCAUUGAGACCUGGGUUCUCUCGAAUCUUUUAAAAGUGGUAAGCGUAUGACACGCCACCCUUUUUUUAAAGACGCUCUACCAGCCUUAUCUGGGGAAGGUUAACCCAGACGUCGAAUGGGGCUCUCACCCACUACCCUCCAUACCCUCUACUCGUAGCCUCAUUCCCGUUUUUUAUACCGUUUUGAUGGCCUCUAUUUAUCUCAUUCACGUUCCGUUCUCAGCUACGCUUAUGCAUUGCACAAGCUUCCAUUUACCCGUUCCAUUUACUCCAUCAAGCUUCCAUUUACCAGUCGAGACGUGUACCGUUUAGGAAUUGCCCUCCAACAUGUCGCGCAACCCGUCACAGCCCUCGCGGAAUUUAUCUUUCCAACGAAGCGCCGAUUAUAUAAUACCCUCCAUCAUGACGCGCACUCCGUCACAGCUAUUCUCGUGUGGUAUGCACCGGUUUAAAGACGUACUCCUUGGCGCUCACUCCGUCGAAAUUACCCUCGCAGUGAUACGCCUUUCAUUCCACGAUCAGACGUUGUCAGUCUGUCUUUUGUUGUACUCGAGACGAGUACCUAUAAGGAUUAGCCCUCCAACUUGACGCGCAACCCGUCACAGUCACUCUUGCAGGAUUUUUCUUCUCAGCGGAGCGCCGAUUAGGUGGUGCCUUCCAAUAUAACGCGCACCCCGUCACAGCUGUUCUCGUGAGGUACCAUCCGUUAGAGCAGUCCUCGCAGAUAUUCCUCUUAAUCACUCAGAUGCUAUCAGCACGCUGGUCGGCCCUCCACCUCCGCUGUAGCUCGGACAUUAUGUGUACGAUUGCACUGUUCACCACGUUCGAGGUACCCUCGACAUAUUUCCUCCGCGAUGUUCCCAGCAUAAAGGGCAAGCAGCACCUCGCGCCUUUCGAUGAAUCUGGGACACACGAAUACGACGUGUUCCGGUGUUUUCUCCACAUCUCCACACUCCAGCCAGGAGUAGUGACCUUGCAUGCCCAAACUUAUGGAGGUAUUACCUGAAGCAGCCAUGUCCAGAGAUGAACGCCGGCCAUGAGCCGAAACAUUUGGUCCAGUUUCCUGCGAUUCCGAUGGAUUUCGAGAGCCGUAGACCAGGCUGGUGCUCCGUACCCAGUAUAGACGAGGAUACAGUAGCUAGAAGACGUCUUUUGAUACUGCAGGAUCCACUUGUUGACCGACUGUGAUUUCCGCCUGCUGUACGGUUACUUACCAACAGCACUUCCGUUUUGUUAUCAGCAAUCCACAGUUUCGCUACAUGCAUCCAGUUUUCUACUACGACGAUGGACUCGGUUGCUAGCGUAUUCACCUCUUCGAGCGUUUCGCCUGUCACUGUGAGCGCGACAUCGUCCGCGAAUCCCACGAUCUCCACGCCUUUGGGAAGCUUCAACGUCAGCACUCCGUUGUACAUAACGUUCCAGAGCGUUGGACCCAGAAUAGAACCUUGUGGUACUCCGGCCGUUAUCUUCAUUGGCACCUGCCCUAUGCUCGUCUCGUAGACUAGAACGCGGCCCUGGAAAUAGCUGCCUAACAUCCUGUACAAGCCACCCUUAGCUCCCACGAUGACUGCAUCUCCUUAGCUUCUCGCCUGCCGAGGACUAGACUUCUUGUCUUUUGGCUCCUGCCUCUUUUCCAUUUAUUUCUUAUCCUCCUUUUUCUUCUUAUUCUUUCUUCUCCCUCUGUUUCUCCUCGUCCUCUAGAGUCUUCUAAAGUUUUUUGAGCAGCUCUUCUUCAGUUGGUGAAUCCAUUGUCCGAACGGUUUCGAGGAGUUUUUGGCGUUCUGCAACGCGUCAGCGAGUGCUUUUUUCGGAGGCUUUUGUCCUUUCGACGAGUCCGUCAUGCUCCUUUAUAGCACAUACUAUGAGGGAUCUUAGGCUCGACAUUCUAGACUUGAUCGGCUUGUGAUCAGUAGGGUUUGUCCUACACGAAGCUGUCGAGCUAUUUGACCCUCGUCAUGAUCGUAUUCAGGAUGGUACCUCCAGUCAGCUAUCCUUCCUGGGUUAAGCUAACGCUGGACCUUGACAUUAACAGAGGGUUGAUCUCCCGACUUUGCCGAGUCUCAGGCAUUCCUCGAUUACUGCCGCUAGACCCUGGUGUUUCCACUCGGUUGAGUAUAGGCUACCGCAGUAGUUUCCUACUACUUGCGAACUACUUGCGUGUUGGCUUGAUCAACUGUCAUAUCUACCUCACUUUUUCUUAUUUCUCCUUUGUUUUUGCUCCUUUUGUCAUAAUGUGCCGAUGCCAAUCCGGCCAGAAUAGAGAAGGAACCUCGUGCUUUCUUUAAAGUAAAAACAAUCUCUUCUUCAAGCAUUUUUCCACAUAAAUUUGAGCAUUUAUAGUCCCUUUUGUGAAAGAAAAGUUGACGAUCGCAUGCCACACGUGCAAAUGGCUUGCCAUACGAGCACUUUUUGAGCGAAUUUUUCCAUCGCAACAAUCGUAUUCGCAAAUGGUACACUCUCUCCAAUCGUUUUGGUAUAAAAUUAAGGUCCUGGCAGCGAUCUGGAAUUUUAUUUGACGUAUGUUUCGUCAUCCAUGAGAAUGUACUGGUUGGGUCUUUAGACCAUGUCUCUGUUUAAUCCGCUGAAUCAUCCCAACACUGGUCAGAUCACGAAUAGAUGCAGACCUGUUCUUCUGAAUAUAAUUUACAACUUUUCGGUCCAAUUCGGGAUUACUUGGUCCGGGUUUUCGCCCACUUCUGCUGAGAUCCUCGAAAGAACAUUCAUUGUCGAACUUGGUCGUUUGUCGUUUAACACUUUCUGGACAAACUUUGAAUUUUUUGCUACUAUUUUUCUGUACUAUUCAACACUUUUCGGCAGGUUGGUCACUCUUACUUCCAUUUUUGGAAGAAUGUCGGGAGUGAGAAUUGAAUUCGUGAUCUCUGCGUGAGAGGUAUGGAUGUUACCACUACGCCAGAAUUUGUCAGAAAAUAUGACUCGAAUCCAAAAGAUUUCCGUUUCAAAUGGAUGUCGGAUGGCAAAGUUCAGCCGCUUCUGACAGUUCACCAUAAUUUCUUCCACACGCUCCGGCCUAUAUACCCAAACUUUUUGGAGAUAUCCCGGAUUAUGUUCGUACAUUUCAUUGUAUCUCUUUUUUCAAGCUUGGGAGCAUUAUAUUUUAGUUUUUUCUCGAUUUCACGCGCAAUGAACUCUUUAGCAUUUUCAAUUGACGCUCUAGGACGAGGUUUUGUGAUACAGAAGCGAUCACUCAUCGAUGGAAAAAGAUAUUAACGAAACCCCCCAAAUAAAAACGCCCUGUUUUCGCCAAUCUACUACAGCUCGCCUUAUAUUCAUGAAGACUUUUCUCAUCCCUAGUGUCAUGACCAGAAAAACGAAACUUAGAAGCCAUUUAUUAAUUUGUUUGCUUCCAUCAGACAAGCAGCUUUCACUCCAAAAAAAGUACACAGACUGGUCUCUCAACUCGAUGCAAUGCAUCAUCCAACCUAGGGAUUCAAAUUCUCUCCCGCUUAAUUUCCUCUCAGGACUCUCAUUUUCCUUAAGUGGUGCCAGAUCAGAUUGAAUCCUAGACUCAAUAGUCCUUGUCGUUCAUCAUUGUUACAUCUAUGGGGAAAGUCCACUAAAAAUCUGAACUCUCUGUUCUCACAUCGGAACAAUGAGAAUUAUUCUCUUGUCUUCGGCUCGGCCUUUGACAAUCAUCGUUUUCUUCAAACGUCCCUUCUUCCGGUAGACCUUGCGUUUAGGAACUUUGCGUCUUCCGACACUGUUAUGUUAAGUGUACAAGAAAUGGAUAAAUUACGGUGCAAAUUGAGUGAAACAAAUAUUUAAGGUAUCGUAUAUAGAUAUAUAUUUUUUAUGUCAGCUUUAUUUCCCGCACCUAGGUAGCAGCAAAGUUUCAAAGCUUUCGUAUUUUUCUAGAAGCUGGCUAAUUUCUCGAGAUUUUUUGAUUGGACUGUUCUUCUGGAACUUUUUAAAAAGAGGAUUCUUCUUCACGAACGUUGUUGAGCUGAAGUUGGCAUUCGAGUAGGUCGUCAGUUGGAAUACUUUGGUCUUUAUGUUGAAUUAUUGUAGUUUACUCGUAUCCAGAAUUACCCUUAAGCCGGAUUUAGACGUUGUAAGUUACUCGGUUGCGAGUAAACGACAAUCGAUCCGAAGAAUUACGAGCGCACCCAUACCACGAAAUUUGACGUUUGAUUUAUAUGUAUGGAGCUACUCGCUCGUUUAAAAACGAAAAACUUUGAAGUAGCUCGACUGUAAGUACCUUCAUACAUGCAAUUCAAAUGUAAAAUUUCGUGGUAUGGGUGCGUUCGUAAUUCUUCGGAUCGACUGACGUUUACUCGCAACCGAGUAAAUUACAACGUCUAAAUACGGCUUUAGUUUGGGUCCAUUCCUUUCGUUUUGUAGUUUAUUUUAUUCAUUUAAUUUUCCUGGUUUUCUGCUUGCCUUCUUGGAAAAAAACGAAUCGUUCUUCUCACUCUCAAUCAAAGAGAUGACUUAGGCAAAACCGGAAGUAUAAAUACAUCUACCCUUGCUUGAACCAUUGUAUUUGAACACAAAAAUCUUUGGUAGACUAAUUAACAAAUUUUACCACCAUGAAUGUGCCAGAAACAACACUCACACACAUACACACUCAUAUAAACAAAAAAAAAAUAAGUUAGGAAACUAAACAUGUUUUCAUCCGGAUAAACUCCAAAUCGAUAGAAUUUGAAAACAAAACAAUGAUUUCGUUCACUCAUCUCCCAUUUUUGGAUCAAUUUCUAAAUCAACCGAAAGAGAAACACAAACGAGAAUCACAUGGCCCAAAAGAAUGAAAAAGAAAACACGUUAUAGUGAAUCACACACUCACACUGAGACACACCCUUAUACGCGUAAGGGAACGUGGUGUAAUGCAAAAUGCCUUAUAUAUAACUCAUAAAGAUGAAAUUAAGCGAAAAAUACCACUGAAAGUUAUCUUGUACAGCCAUUUUUGUGGAAACUAUUAGUAAGAAAAUAUAUGCAAAAAAAACACUAAAUUAUAACACUAAUUGCGCCGCCGCCAUCGCCAUAUUUCGGGAUCUAACGUUUAAUUUUUCGAAUCCGCGGAAGAAAUAAAAGAAUUACAAAAUCACAAACACAAAAGACCCCCCACACACACACACAUUGUACAUGGUUGUUGAACAAAAGAAAAAAAAUCGUUCGUGGAUCUAGAUAUUGCAACUCUAUUGAAAUACAACACACCACAAAUAGCACUGUGCGUGUGAGUGUUUAUAAAUUUAUUAUUAGGCAAAAACAAAACCAAACACUGAACUGUUUUCAAUGUCCAACAAAAAAAAAGGUAAACUAUCAAAAUUAGAAGAAGAAAAAGCGUAUCGCGCCUCAUAAAGCGAGUAACUAUUUUUAUAGGUAUAGGAAUGAAACCGUUGAUUUUAAAGUCUAAAACAGCUGACCGAAGAUAACGACUAAGCGAAACAAACAAAACUAUUGAUAUUUUUGAUCAAUCCUUUCGAAGGCAAAAAAGAAACAGCAAAACAGCUUUUCACAAGGGAGAGACACACGUCAUUUUGGGAACGCAAAAUGGAAACAAAGGUUUCAUGAACACACUUCCACCCACACACACACAAAAACACUUACAACACACACAUAUUAACGCAAACAGCAGAGUAAAUCUGCCCCCAACGAACCACACGACAAAAAUCAAUCCUACCGUGACUAUUGCCUAGUGUUUCGAUUUUGAUUUGCCGACAUAAUUGUGGAAUUGUAAAACGACAAAAGUGUGUGUGUAAAUAACUCAAAGGUGCAACCAUAGCGUUCCCAUCAUAGCCUAUUAUUUCCUGUUUCGUGUUUAAAUUGUUUCGAAAUUGGGUUCGGUUCAAAACAAAAAUUGGCAAUACAAAAAACUAAACGAAAUGUGAUCGGAAAAUUUUCCACCGUGUCCAAAUUUGGAAAAAAAAGAUAAAAGAAUGAUAGCAACAGAAGAGACUGACAGCAACAGACACGGUUGGAAAUUUGUGUUCAUCGAAUUGGAAUCAAAAUUUUCGAGUAUUUAUAUAACAAUAAUCGUAGUGUGAUUGAGUUGGUAAAUUAAUAAAUUCGCGUGAUUCGUGUGGAUUGGCCGCACACACACACAUAAACGCGAUUGACUGCGUUCAUUUGCCUUGGGUUUGAGUUUAAUUUGCUGCCAAAUAGAAAAAAACAAUUAAACAAAAACACGAUAAGGCUUAGUAAAAUGUUUGUUUUGUUGAUCGUUCGAUGAACGAGUUGAGGUUAAAAAAGUAAAUAAGAUAAAACGGCGAAGGGAAACUUUCGCACGUUUUCCUUUUGGAAAACUAUGAUAAGGUGUAAACAAAAUGGUGCUUUGAAUAUAAGGAGAUAAACAAACAACACAUACAUACACGGAAAUUCUAUUGUUUUGAUGCUAGGAAAUGAGAAGCUUUUUUGUAUAUAUUAUUGUUAGUUUCUUUUUCUUGAAACAAAAAAAAAGGCAAAGCAGCAAAGUAAGUCGUGUUUACCAUUUUCCCUUUAAAAACCGCAAACCAAGAAAAAAAAAUAUUGAUGUGUGAACAUAGUCAUUAAUCAUCAUCGGGAGUAAGUUAAAACAAUAAGAAAGGAAUCUUAUAUACAUCCAACACAAUAAGAACAAAAUGAUAUGUAUGUAUUUUCUGUCCAAAUUUACAUAUAUACAUUGAGGUGAAGCAAAGUGAGGCGAAAAAAAACAUUAAGGAUAUAUAUAAAACUUUAUAUUUUUUCAUGAAAUGUCUAAAUGUGAUAUAGGUUAUACUAAAAACAAACACAAGCGAGACGGAAGAAAAUUAAGAAUAACUAAUUUUAAUUUUUAGGAAGCUAAAACAAAAUGAACUGGUAUAUAUUUAGGUAUUUUUUUAUAAUCAAAAUUCGAUACAACUCGGAGAAUAGAAACAAAUGGAUAAAAACCAUCAUCACGGAGAACAACCAUACUAAUCGCGCAUUAGGGUUUGAGAGUGGAAUUUCGCAAAAAAAAAACAGAGAACUAUUUAGAAGUAUCAAAAUUAUAUACAACCGAAAAUUUAAAAAAAAAAACAAAUCAUCAAAUGAAACACAUAUGGAUUAGUAAACUUUGUGGUCCAAAAAGAAAAUCAUGAAAUAAUAUGUUAAAAAGACAAAAACAUUACAACAGAUUCAGAACUAAUAAUCACACAUCACCUUCUGAAAGAAAGAAAAAAGGAAUGAACCAUUUGAUAACCUAUACCAACAAAGAUCACAGAAGGCAUAAGAUUAAUGACUUGACCAUCACAGGCGCUGGUACCGCUUUGGCAGAUUGCGAGGUACUAGAAUCCCGAAUAAAAUCGCUAAAACAAAUAGCAAACAAUAAUUUUUUCGGACUCUUCCAUUCAGUAUACUUAUCAGUUAGUACUCCAACCAAUCAAAACAAUAGCCACCCACAAAGCAAAAAGUUUCAACAGAGUGUGAAGCGAAUGGAAACGAAGCUUCACCGCAGCAAAAUAGCCACUAUACGGAACAGCAACACGGUUUUCAGUUCACAACAAGCAUACACACACAGCAAUCACGGAUAUGCAGACAACCCAUAGAUUAAAACAACAGUAACUACCAUACAGCAGCCACGAACGAGUAUAAGUUUCUUAUACUUACAGAGAUACAACAGAUACAAAGCAUUUUUCUCACAGGAUAAUUCUUAACAGCAGCAACAACAACAACCACAACAACAAAAGCAGAUAAACAAACAGCGACAAUUGAGCCCGUUCGUGCAAAGUGUCAAUGUGUCAUGAGUCAAUUUCGUUCCAAGCAGAAUUCCUAUUUCGCGGUGUGGUUUGGUUUGUCAAUACACACACACAGUAGCAUUCCAAAGCUAGGCAUUUACUAAAAAAAAACAAUCAGGGACGAAUUGAUCGUCAAUCAACAUCACAUUCCCAUUUUAACACUCAAGCACACAAAAACACAUGCAUCCACAAGCUAACACACACACACACACACACCGAAACAAUGGAUUCUGUUUCGAAUGAAACCGGCAACUGUGCCAGAAGCACUCUUCUGCAUACACGCGGCUCAAUCAGUGAUAAAUCUUCAGUUCAGUUCUUUCAUAAUCAAACGGAAACAGUGCUAACUCUUUUCUCGUCGUUGUGGAACAACAACAACAACAACACGAGUGCGAAGAAGAACCAAGCAUCUUAUUUCUGUUAUAGUGAAACAUUUGAUUACUUGCGUUCCAGACUGUCGAAACUGGCAGCACUGGUAACGCGCCCAUACGGAACCGGUUUUCGGUUGUUCAAACUUUAUCGUUUUGGACGUUUUCAGUUUAAUUUUAAUUUUUCAAACUGAGUAAAGGUAAAGUCAUUCCAAAAAUACAAAACAUUUAACGACUUAUCCGAAACAACAACAAAAAAACAAGAUACAUAUAUAAAUAGAGCAAAAAAGCCGAUGAAACGGAACGGAAGAAAUCAGGAAAGCGGAAAAAGAAUAUUGAUUAAUUUCAUUGAUUGUUACGUUGGUAUAUAUUCUUAGUAAGCUAAUAUAUUUUGAAAUGUUUUUUUAUAUUACCUCUAACCAACCAGAUGUCAGUUCAUUUUUAUGUCUUUAAAUCGUUUUUGUCUAUUUUUUUCCAUUUUUAACGCCUUCUUUAUUUUACCAGUUUAUUACAAAAGCAUUACUAAUGAUUUAUAAAAGACAAUCGCAGUUAUAUUUUUUUCCUUUGCGAUAUGUUUAUUUAGUUAUUUAGUUAUGUGUGCUUAGGAGACCCGCAAUCGGACUGUAAGGCCGCCGUGUAUUUGAAUGUUUUUUUUCUGUUCGUUUUUUUCUGUUUCGACAGCGCGCGAGUGACAGGCCACAUUGCCGAUGCUCAUUUACUAGCUUUAAGAAAUACAUUCAUUUUUUUUUCUACGUUCGUCAUAGCCGAAGUUAACACGAAGCAGAGCCUGUUAGCCGAUCAUUAGCGGAUAAUUUAUUAUUAAGAGUUUUAUAUUUUACCGGGCAUAAUCUGCGCCGCCGCGUCUUAACCGCUUUAAGUUAGUGGAAGCAAAAAUGAAAUGAAAAUCAAUAUUCUUGCGAGCGAAUCGACGAUAUAAAGUUAGAAAAAAAUGAACGCAUUUUAUACUUAACCAGGUCACAAAGCAGGAGCCGGAAAACCAACACACACACGAUUGUAAAAAGGGAAAAAAACACACACGCAAACUUGAACGGAUGAAUUCGAGAAAGGCGUUCAAAACGCAGAAAAGAAAGAAGCAUAGAAGUGUUACUUUUUUUAAAAAAAGAACAAGCUGAACAAAAAAGGCAUAUAAGUUAUCAGUAACGUAGGAAUGAAAAAUAUAAAUGUAAAAUAUUGUAAGCUAUGCAAAAAAACCUAGAAAUAAAUAAAAUGAUCAAAGUGAAGAAGAAUAAUAGGAUUUAUCAGCAGAAAAUGAGUAAAAUAAGAAUGAAUAGUAAGCAACAAGACAGUAAUAAAAAUCGCUUCAAACAUACAAACUGUUAACUCCUUGGUUUUUCAUUAUUACAUCUCUUUACUUGUACAUAUGAGUUAGCUAACGCAUGUUCGAUAAGUUAUGUUUGUUGUUGUUUUGAGUCCCAAGUUUUGUUCUCAAUUUUCGACACAACCAAUCUUCUAGCCCCCUUUCCACUCAAAUUUACAAACUGUCAGAAGCAAGCAUCAAUUUGUACAUACAGCAUCCGCCUAGCAAUCGGUUUGAAUUCAUUCUUCUACAAAGCAGCAGUUGAAAUGAUGAAUCAGCAGAUAAGAAAACAAAACAUUGGUAUCACACAAAUUUAUGAUUUUCUUCACACAACUUAAUCAGCAAAAUCAGCAUUAAUAAUUACAAUUAUAUACCGCAAUAGCAGAGAAGCGAAGAAAAAAUUCAAAUAUCUUAAAUCAGCAGCAGCAAUGUAAACAGCAAAAAAUUGACUAUAUAAACAACCAAAAAAAAAACACUACUUACAAUAGACAGAGAAAAACAAAAGAAAACAAACAAAAAUACAAUUCAAGUAAAUAGUUCAAAAUGCGGAUUAAAGCAGGCUUUCGAUGAAAAUUGGUAAUGAGAAGAUAUAAAAACAAACAAAUACAAAUGAAAACAGUGAACGAGCGCAAUAGCAAAUCAGAUAACAACCGAAACAAAUCCUGAUUUCACUCCGAAAAUAACAGUCCAGCAUUUUUAAUAUUUGAUUUGACGAUGUUGCCGCCUGCAAGAUGCGUACAGCGGAGCUUCCUUCCUCGUUGACAGCACAACACACACACAGUAUCGAGAAUACGUAAUUUCAUAGGCUUUUAGAAUUUUCUUCAUUUUUUUGUUUUGUGUCUGUUCGAUAUGAGAGGCUCUUUUGGUAUCGCGAGAGAUCGGAAAGAUGUUGAGGGAUGUUUUAUUCUUUCUGAAGACUAGGGCGAUAAACGCGACGAGGUGUGACGAGAGGGUAGUGUCGACAAAGGCCCAAAUUUGUGCCAGUUUAUGUUCUAAGUAAAACGAGGGGAAAUUCUUAAGCUAAUCGGUUAUAGAAGCCUCAUAGAUCGUAAAUUAGUCGUAUAUGAUUUUAGUUUGUAUCGGAAUCUGGACGAAAUUCACCACAGAGCAGAAUGAUAGAAAAAAUAAACAAUGUGCUAAGCAGGUACGGAAGGUUUUCUAUUCUUUGUUGUUGUACAGAAUUGAUAUAUCGUUUGAAGUGUCGGGAACAGUAGCAAGCAAAUAAAUUCGUUGUUUUUUUAACUCUAGCUAAGCUACUAGUAAUAUACGAAUGAAGCCAAUGGUUAAAUUUAAGGUUUAUCUCUAGGAUCGUAUUUCUUACGCUGUUAAGCAAUAUUAAUUUCAUAUCACAAGUACAAUACAAUAUGGAGUUCAGUUAUUUUUACGAUUUAGAUUAGUAUCGAAACACAGGUGUUGGAUAGAUUUUCCGCAAAUACUAGCAAAGCUGGCAACCCUGCUGGUCAGAGGGAACACUCCGCUGCGCAUCCGCAACAAAAUUACAACAACUUACCAUCAGCAAAAUCAAACAAUAGUCAGGUCGAAGUUUUAACCAGAACAAAACUUAAGUGUAACCCCGUUCAGUUCAGUCUUAAACCGGAAACUAAAACAUAGAAAUGAACACGCAAAAGAGUCAAAAUUGCUUACCAGAACAAAAGACUGAAAUGUUAUGAGAAACAAAAAAAAACUAAAUUUAUUUUACACCAAAUCUAUUUUACCGUCGAUAAAACUGGUUUUGUUAUACGCAGAAAAAAUAUCGUUUUGGGACCAACAUCUGUAAACUCAACUUCUACCACAACCCGCAUCGACAAAACAAGAAAAUUUUCCCCCUAAAAAAUAAAAAUCGAAGGAACGAAAUUUUGCGUAAACCAGCCGACGAACAGUUUGAAACGAUAACUUCAAUGCCUUUUAUGUGUAUGACAGCUAACGCCUAUGCUGAGAAAACUAAAUACUAAAACCAUUUAGGAAUGCAAACGAAAAUUGGUAAACGCUAUUGGGUUCGCUAAAAAUACACCAUCAUGAAAUGACCCUAUACGAAAAAAAAUACGACUACAACACUUCAAUCGCGCACACAAGUCGUUGAGAAGUUAGAACUUUCCAGGUAAAUAGCUAUUUAGUUCAAGAAGGCCAAAAAAGAUAAAACAAGAUCGGUAAACAUAACCACAAACUCACUAAGAAACAAAAAGCUGGACAGAAACGAAAAAUCACAUAUUAACACUGUGGGAUUGUUAUCACAAGAAUAAAAACAACAACAAGCAAACUGAAGAGAAAGAGAGAGAAGAAAAAACGAUAAUAAAUCAAGACAGAAAAUACCGCUAAAAUCGCGUCGGAAGAAUGAGCUAACAUUUAACUAUAAGUGACAGUGAAUCAAAGACACAAAACCUAGAAACAUCAACCAAAAUGCGAAAUUUUAGAGACACAAACAAAAGAGAGAGGGAGAAAAAAAUACAUACACACAGUGACAUCUUACGGAGAACGUUGAAUAUUUGAUCGUAAAGGUGAAAAUGCGAAGAUAAAAUGAGACUAAAAGAGAUUUUGUUUUGGAACUAAACAAAGCAAAUGCAUUGCUAGCGGGAAUGGACAAGAAUCGAGGAGGUAAGAAGGAAAAAAACAAGAAUUAGAGACAGCGGAUAGAAGACGUGAAUGGGAAUAUAAUACAACAAAAUAUAAUAAUAAUUAUUGUAAUAUAUUUAUAAUGUGAAUUUGGAAUAUAACCAGUAUUUAUUAUACUGUAAUAAAAAUAUAUUUAAAAAUA